This is a messenger RNA of Striga asiatica, 1725 nucleotides long. Lineage: Eukaryota; Viridiplantae; Streptophyta; Magnoliopsida; Lamiales; Orobanchaceae. The record is from the annotation of a GenBank genome assembly.
CUGAAAAUUAAAAGGAAAAGAGGAAAGUAGAAUGGAGUAGAAGAGCAUCGAAGAAAGCUAGAUCAGGCAGAUGCAGACUGUGAAGCAAAUUCCGGCGAUCCAAAUCCCAUGAUGAGAGGCACGAGAAAGUCGUCCAUCAGGAGACCCGCUCUCCUCCAUCUUCUCUGUGCCGCCGCCGUCUUCUCUCUCUUCUUUUUCGUCUUUCAAUUCUCUUCCUCGCCCGGAAACAACCGAAUCACAAAUGUUAACAAAGUCGAUAUUCAGAUACUGUCCGAUUUCCAGUCUGACGUUCAGCAAUGCGUGGCAAACAGAGGUCUUGGACUGGCUGCCAAGAUAAUAGAUCACUGCAAUUUGAUUCUCAAAUUUCCUGAAGGAACUAAUAGCACUUGGUACAAUGAGCAGUUUAAAAUAUUUGAGCCCUUGGAGUAUAAGUAUGAUGUUUGUGAAGCACUACUAUUGUGGGAGCAGUAUCGUAAUAUGACUACAGUGUUAACAAGAGAGUAUUUGGAUGCAAGGCCUGAUGGUUGGCUAGACUAUGCUCCAAAGAGGAUAGCACAGCUAGGAGCAAAGAAAUGUUACAAUAAGACUCUUUGUGAGGAACAUCUUAAUGUGCUUUUACCAGCAAAGCCACCUUUCCAUCCACGCCAGUUUCAAACUUGUGCCGUUGUUGGAAAUUCAGGAGAUCUCUUAAAGACAGAAUUUGGAAAUGAAAUUGACAGUCAUGACGCAGUUAUCAGAGACAACGAAGCCCCCGUUAAUGAGAAAUAUGCCAAACAUGUUGGUCUGAAGAGAGAUUUUCGCCUCGUAGUCAGGGGUGCCGCACGGAAUAUGAUUAAGAUUCUCGAUGGGUCAGAUGAUGAAGUGCUUAUAAUCAAAAGCCUCACUCAUAGAGAUUUCAAUGAAAUGAUAAAGAGGAUCCCGAAUCCCGUUUAUCUAUUCCAAGGUAUAGUGCUGCGUAGAGGUGCCAAAGGAACGGGAAUGAAAUCAAUUGAACUUGCUCUUUCCAUGUGUGACAUAGUCAACAUUUAUGGUUUCACCGUUGAUCCUGGAUAUACUGAGUGGACUAGGUACUUCUCAGCGCCGAGGAAAGGACACAAUCCACUUCAAGGGAGAGCAUACUACCAACUUCUAGAGUGCCUUGGUGUAAUUCGUAUCCAUUCACCAAUGAGAGCUGAGAGGAAGCAGGACUGGUCAGAUAUACCGAGUCGAGAAAAUAUAAGCAGGGCUCACUCGGCUGCUGUACGGCUAAAGAAGAAUCAAACUGGCCAAAAAGGUGAUGUGGGGCAAUUUCGUAACUGUAAAGUGUGGGGACAAUCAGGGCCUUAUGGUAGCGGGCCUGUGUCCGGUUCACCAGAUAUAAGCAGUGUGAGAAAGAAUUCGAAUUACAGCAAAUGGGAGACAAUGCCUUACGAGAAAUUAAGUAAAGGGGCACAAGACCAUUACACUCAGAUGGAAGGUGUAUCAAUUUAUUGGAGAUGGCGUGCUGUGACUAAUUGGCAUCCGUCCAUUGACCACAGUAAAGCCGCGCGUUAUGCUUCUGUGGGACUUUCAUGUGCUGACUUGUCAAUGAACUUUAGGACCAUACCAUCAACAUGUGAAACAGACACUUGUUUGGCGGACGUGCAUCCAGAAGUGAAGCUGAACGCUAGACCAGUGGCCGUCGAGAGGGAGUGCGUAAUGUACAUGGAUUACACAGAUCCCAAGACGCAAGUAUUUUUGGUUUAA